GAGAGAGGAAGGAGGGAGAGAGGGAGGGGGAGCAAACUUGUGAUUUUGGUCUAACCACAGAACUGCAGUCAACGAGAAGAGGAUGUGCACCAAAUCCUGCGUCAGACUGCUGCUGCUGUCGGGGGGAGAGGAAAGGGAAGAAGACAGAACCGAAUGUAAUUAGACUCGAGAGUGAAGAGAAAGGAAAGAGAGCCGGGGACGCUGCUCGUACACUCUUGUGAAGGAUGUUUUCUCGGGCAGUUAUUAGCCGUCUGAGCAGGAAGCGCCCGCCUUCAGAGAUUCAGGAUAACGAUGUCCUUGCCAGCACAAGCCACCAUGGAGCUACAGGAACAGAGAAAUGGUCCAUUUCCUUAGAACAUCUACUGGAUGACGCUGAGGGGGUCAGGCGCUUCAGGGAGUUUUUAAAGAGUGAGUUUAGCGAAGAAAAUGUUUUGUUUUGGAUAGAAUGUGAAGACUUCAAGAAGACACAGGACAUUGAAAGACUUCGAGACAAAGCCAAACACAUCUACGGCACAUACCUGUCCAGCAAAUCCAGCACCCAGGUGAACGUGGAGGGCCAGUCCCGACUCAGCGAGAGCAUGCUGGGGCAGCCCCAUCCCCUCAUGUUCCAGAAGCUGCAGGAUCAAAUUUUCAACCUUAUGAAAUUUGACAGCUACAGUCGCUUUUUGAGAUCGGACAUUUUUAUGAAGUCGAAGAGGUUAGAAGAAAGCGGCAACGAGGAGACGGUAGCCAAAAGAGCUUCCAGAAUUUAUAACACAUGACCAGCACAGCAUGUUGGAUACCAAGAAUGGCAUUGCUUCAGACUAGUCCUUGGCUAUGCUUGCAUUGUAAAAAAAAAAAAAAAAAAAAAAAAAAAAAAAAAAAAAAACUAAACGGGAUUUGCCAGUCUUGCUUUGAUACGCAAAGUAUCCCUGAGGAGAACUCAGCACAACCUCUGUACCUCCAACUAAGGUAACACAAAGAUCAGCUACAGGCCCAUCAUGCAACCCUCUAUGACUGAGAUAUUUCUGUCUGCAAAAUGAAGAUUACUUCCUGACAUUAGGAAGCUGCUGUGGUAACCCUCAAUGCUCCAUGACUGUGAGAUCUUUGAAAGCUGAGAUUUCGUCCUAAUAGGAAGCUGCAGUGUUUGUUUUAAGUUACUCUGAUGACCUUCUCCCACCGAUCCUCUGCAGCAUUCAUAAAUAUCCACAGCACAGUAUGAUAACAAGCAUCUUAAAUCUUCCAUUGUCAUCUGGACCUAGUACAGAUCUUCAGGCAGUAGAUCUGUGGUAUAAAGCUCAUGGUACAAUGUGCUUCUUGCUUCUUCCAUCUGAUGGAAACCACAGGUACAGUAUAUGAGCUGCAAUAUGGGAAUUCUGUUGAGGUGGCCGAACCAUCUCAGCUGUCGAUUUUACUGUGCCCAUCCAUCGGGCAAGAACCUAAGAGGGUGUUCAGUCAGUGCUUGACUGGUCUCCUACCUGCUCCUUGGAAAUACCCAUUGAUGAGCACUAAAUCAAGUCUGUUAUAACACUGUUAUAUUCUAAUGGCAUGUCUGGAAACGCCUUGCAGUAAGUGGCAGUUCCUAGGAAUAAUGGCUGGAAUAAGACUGCUCAUCUCAAGCACAGCAGGGUUGGUCCUCGUCAGUAUUUGGAUGGGGGACCUCAAAGCAGGCCCUGCAGUGCUUAAAGUGGUAUUGGUAGUGCUUCUGUAUGUUUGCAUCAGAGCUCACAAGUCCCCACUAAGUUUUAAUAGGUACUUUGCUGUUGGAUGUGUGGUCUUUUGGAAGAGGCAUAUGAUCUUCUGUAAAGCUAUUAAAAAAUGAACAUGUGGACAAAGUGUCUUUUUCAGUGUUGAGUGAAGACACUUUGUCAAACCCUUUGUACUUACCUUCACUUUCUGUAUUGCCGAAAAAUAUUGACCAUCCCAAGCCAUAUUUCAAAGAAAGCAGGAUGUCCUGGCUAAAGUCCCACACUAUUUAUUUAAUUCUUCAAUUCACUUGAAAAUGAAAGUGGGUCAUGGUACCCCUAAAAACGAGGUGUGCGUCUUUAUGAUUUAAUAAAGACAGGUGUUAAAGGGCAAAUAGCUUCAAAGAGGUACUGUCCCCUUAUCUGUGUAUGAUGUUAAGGAUUGGGGAUACUGCUGGCAAUACAGAGCCAUGCUCUAGCUGGCUGAGUUACAGAUAUCUGUGACUGUCAAAUAGAACAGGAGAGCAGCUCCGAACUCAGAUCAAAACAACUUGACACCAAAAAAUAUUACAGAACUAAAAUGUAUUUUUUUUAAAUAUAUUUUCUAACACCAUACAAAGGCAAAGGGGCAGUAAACUUUGAAAUGCAGAAAAAAAGUAAACAAAGUGCCACAUUUUGAAACCUUUCUACCUGAAUUGUAGACUGCAGAUGGAACUGCCCCAGUUUGAUACUAGAGCGAUGGUUUUACAAACUGUUCUUAAUUUCCACAUGGAUACUGUAGGUGGUAUAAAUCAAUUAUAAGGUAGAUCUCUUCUGUUACUAUACCACAUAUGUCCUGUUGUACAGGUAAGUUUAUUGAAUAAUUCAAUUUGAUUAGAUUGUGCCGUUGAGAAAAUGGAAAAUCAAUAUCUGCCAUUGACAAUAUAAUCCUGAAACUUACAGUAUAGCGACUGGUUUCUCUGAGUUAGUGAAUAUGAAACUACCUCCUAAAAUAAGCAGUAGUGCUCCCUGAUAUUGCUGAAAGAGAGGGUUAACAACACGCUCCCAUAAUCAUCUUGGUGUACUGUGUCUGGUGAUAUUAGAGGUGAAGCAGCAUCAGACCAAUAGAGGCUUGUACCACCUGUGGUUACACACCAACGCAAGCACUCUGAUAGGCUGCUUUAAAAUUGUGCUGUUGCCAUCAGAGGUUCAUUCAUAACUCAAACGUGCACAUCAGCAUGAUGUUUAAAUCUUAAAUAUAUAAUACCUGUACAAACUGCCUGUACAAAGAAUGACAAUAACUAAAAAGGGCACAAGUACACACUCACUAUUCAGCUAUACAGAGUACCCUUGAGGGUGAAAAAAAAAUCCCUACAGAAUCCAAUGGGAGGGCAGUAGUCAGGCUUCCUUCCUUUAGGAAUCGGUGUUUAGUUUGUUUGCACACCCAGUACUUCUUUAAGCCAUUAGGUCCUGUGUUUGUUUUGCUUCAUUGUUCAGUUUUAAUUUGAGUUGUAUUCAUGGUACAGGCUGAGAAAGUUGUGCACUAUGCUAGGUGUGAUAGCUACCUUUUUGGGAGAUAAACGUAUGAAUGCCUGAGUGUCAGGUUGCUCGCUUGAAGACUGUAGCUUGCUUGCGUUCUUGUCGGUUUAAUCAAAUGUUUACAUUGUCUUUGUUGGUACUGAUAUUGCUUCUGGUCAUUUUUUUUUGUCGUUGUUAUAUUUGUGUUUUUGUAAUAAUUUUAUUAAAAUAGAUUUCUGUUU
This is a messenger RNA of Polyodon spathula (Mississippi paddlefish), 3403 nucleotides long. Its product is annotated as regulator of G-protein signaling 10-like. Lineage: Eukaryota; Metazoa; Chordata; Actinopteri; Acipenseriformes; Polyodontidae. Gene Ontology annotation, molecular function: GTPase activator activity. The coding region runs from base 225 to 761 and encodes 178 amino acids. The transcript has 5 exons. The record is from RefSeq and is a predicted model, not a curated record.